Pteropus alecto (black flying fox) is the source of this 4156-nucleotide messenger RNA. It is a transcript of the gene TSPYL4, whose product is annotated as TSPY like 4. The record is from RefSeq and is a predicted model, not a curated record. The coding region runs from base 81 to 1346 and encodes 421 amino acids. Lineage: Eukaryota; Metazoa; Chordata; Mammalia; Chiroptera; Pteropodidae. The transcript has a single exon. Gene Ontology annotation, molecular function: histone binding; chromatin binding. Gene Ontology annotation, biological process: nucleosome assembly. Gene Ontology annotation, cellular component: chromatin; nucleus.
AGGGGUGGCGCGAGGGGCGGAGCACCGCUUCUGCAGAGGACCGAGACUGCUCUCGUCCUACAGAUCUGACUUCUAUCAAAAUGAGCGGCCUUGAUGAGGGCAACAGUCAUCCUACAGGUCUGACUUUUACCAAAAUGAGCGGCCUGGAUGAGGGCAACAACCUUCCCGUCGCUAAAACCUGCGGCUUUGCUACUGCUGAUCAUGCUCCGGGACAUCUGGACCCAAAUCAGUGCCAGAGCGAGGAAACCGAGGCGACACAAGUGAUGGCAGACACGGGUGAGGGCAGAUUGGAGACCCUCGCGGAGGGAGGUGCAUCCCGGGCGCCCUCGGGCUGUGGCCCUGUGCUCCGCAUUCGAGCGGGCCAGAAAGAGGCUCCGCCUCCUACAGAGAGCCUGGAGACAGCCUCUGCCUCCACCUCGGUGGCAACGGACAAUAGUCAGGAAAGUGGCUGUCAGCGUAGAGAGCCGAGCGGCCCUGCUGGGGAGAAAGCUCUAGAAGCCUGUGGCGCAGGGGGAUUGGGGUCUCAGAUGAUGCCUGGGGUGAAGGCCAAGGAAGUGACGACAAAAAAGUGCGCCAUUUCAGCGACAGAGGAUAAGGACGGCGUAGCAGAGAAGGCGGUAGAGGAAAAGAAGGUGAUACAGAAGGAGAAAAAGGUGGUAGGAGGAGUGAAAGAGGAGACACGGGCCAGGGGCCCGAAGAUCAAUAACUGCAUGGACUCUCUGGAGGCCAUUGAUCAGGAGCUGUCAAACGUAAAUGCCCAGGCAGACAGGGCCUUCCUUCAGUUGGAGCGCAAGUUUGGCCGGAUGCGAAGGCUCCAUAUGCAGCGCAGAAGUUUCAUUAUCCAAAAUAUCCCAGGUUUCUGGGUCACGGCUUUCAGGAAUCAUCCCCAGCUGUCGCCUAUGAUCAGUGGCCAAGAUGAAGACAUGAUGAGAUACAUGAUCAAUUUGGAGGUGGAGGAGCUUAAACACCCUAGAGCAGGCUGCAAAUUCAGAUUCAUCUUUCAGAGCAACCCGUACUUCCGAAAUGAGGGGCUCGUCAAAGAAUAUGAACGCAGAUCCUCUGGCCGGGUGGUGUCUCUUUCCACUCCAAUCCGCUGGCACCGGGGCCAAGACCCCCAGUCCCAUAUCCACAGGAACCGGGAAGGAAACACCAUCCCCAGUUUCUUCAACUGGUUCUCAGACCACAGCCUCCUAGAAUUUGACAAAAUUGCUGAAAUAAUCAAAGCAGAAUUGUGGCCCAAUCCCCUACAAUAUUACCUGAUGGGUGAAGGACCCCGCAGAGGAAUUCGAGACCCAGCAAGGCAGCCAGUGGAGAACCCCAGAUCCUUCAGAUUCCAGUCAGGUUAAUUCCUGACCCAUGAGAAGCUCCUGCACAAGUUUCUUUACCACCUACUCUUGGAUUCUAUGCUUAGCCAACAGCAUGCAAUCUUCCAUCUGCAUUCUGUUCACAUUGGAUUAUUUUGUUCUUUGGUUCUUCUAAAUCUUCAGUUAGUUGCAAGAUUGUUGCUUAUACGCCUAUGCUCUUCUUCUGGGCCUUGGUGCUGUACUACAAAGUUUUAAGUGUUCCAGGUGCAUGGCCUUCCGCUGCUUCUGUGCCAAGCACAGUGCUGUAGAUAGGCACUGACUUUCUUUGCAUGCCUUGGGCCCUGUCUAUGACUAUGGUCUUUUCCCAGUUUUUUAAGUGGUUAUCUACUGCAAGGAAGCUUGAUAAACAUCUUUGCAAAUAACUACCUGGGCUUUAUACUUUAUGCCGGCUGUGCUUCUGAUACCAUGUAGUCUAUGGCGAGCUCUUUGAGUUUCACUACUGUAAGAUGAAGCUGACAUAGAUGAUUCCAGCCAUCAACCCAAACAACCCAAACUGGACAUUCCAGGCUACCACUGACUUAUUCCCAGCUGCCUUCCUGGGCCCGUGCCAUCCAGCCUGCUGGUUAUCUGGCAGAAAAAGAAGGUGGCUGGUGGGUGGCUACUAGGCAUGAAUGAGGUAACAGAUGAGAUGUUAUGUUGAUCUUAUGCCUUUGGUCACUCUGCAUCGUGACCAGGUACCGGUGAGUAUGAAAGCCUAUGCUGUGGCCCACGUAAACCUGUUUUCAGCCUUUCGGAUGAGCUUUGCACACUCACCAUUGCCUGCCUCCUCAGGAACUAUCUGUGGAAUUACCCUCAGGCAGCACACAGCAAACUCACGCUCCCCAAACAGUUACCUGUAAACCCAAUUUGCCGUUGGGAAGAUUGGGCAGUCAUAUGUGACAGUGCCCAAAGCAAGCCUGGAACUGGGGUUCCCUUCCAACAGUUAGCUUUUCUGAGUCCUAAACAGCAGACCACCCUUAAUCUAGGCAUUUUUGUUAGGCAUCCCCUUCCUUACCCCUCCGGCACUCCCUCUGAACAUGACGAAGUUGCCAGGUUGGGGCACCAAGUAAGAUGUAUUUCUGGUCUUUCUCCAUGUCCCUCUCCUCCUCCUCCCUCCCUCCCUCCUGUCUCCUUUCCCUCUUCCUUUUCCCCCACCUCUGAAGCAGUUACAGCUCAAAGAAACAAACAAAAUUGGCGAAGCAGUCUUUUUGUUUAAUUUGCUCUCCUCUUGAUUGUGUUCAGAGGAAGCUACUGUACAAUGGAUUCUAGAUGUCAUUGCCCUCUCUGCCCUCAUGCCUCCACCCCACUUUCUUUAGCAAGGACUAAAUAUUUCAAAGGGAGACCUGUAGGUAAAUUGCUUAGUUAUGGGCAGUGUUCUUUUAGGCCAACUUUUACAACCCCACCCAUUACCCCUGUCCAUUUACCAAAACCUCCUGUGUGUAACUUGAGCUUUAGUUUGAGAAGCUGGGAGGAGAGAUAGAAGGCUUUAUAAUGAUGGGGUCAAGAGAGACCCAGAUCAGGUUGUGCUGUAAAGCAACCAAAACUUAAGUUUGAUUCCACUUUUCUAAAGAUGGAAAUUUUGCGGGGCCUUAGACCACUUAGAAAUAAUACCAAGGCAGCAUUUUGUGGGUCACCCCGGUCUUCCAUACUAUUUUAUUACAUCCCUGAUGACCCAAGAGCUUGCAUCCUUCUGCCUGGCCUUAGCUCUCAGUCCUCAGCUUUCCCAUUUCUUUCCCUGCUUUUAUCCUAACAAAAGAGGGAACAGGCUGCAGUCUGCAUUGUGGCAGAUGCCAAGCCUCUCUCCUAGAGGAUAAGAUGUGUAGAGUCUGUCUGGAUUUUCAAACCAAGUUCUAGUAGGUGGGGCAGCAGUGUGCCAGGGCUGUCUUACUUAUGGAGGGUAUGGUGGUGGUGGUGGUGACAUUCACCCUUAUCCUUCCUCCUUUCCUUCUGAAGCCCUUUGUCAUAAGCUCCCCAAGGGCUUGGCGGGUAUAGACACAGAGGAGUGGAGAGGGUGCUCUAGGCUGGAGAAUCUGAAAGUCCAGAAACAAAUGAGCCUGCUGUGGAGUGGGCUUAGAAAGGCAGUCAGGGAAGACUGGAAUUUUGCAGAGUCAGGGGUAGGAGGGGAGGCCCUGAGGCUCCUCCCAGGACAGGUGGGAGAAUCAAGUGGUUGAUGUUUAAAGAGGAUGCCUGGAGAAUUUUCCUCCAAUUUUUCCUAUAUCCCCGAGUUCACCAGUAGAUUUUUAUACAUGAAAAUGCAAGUCUAGAUGUUUUCUUUCAAUUAUUCCAGGAGUGACCUAUAUGUGGAAGAUUAAUGGUUUAUGCUUCUUAUUUCACUGUGAGUAAAAUCCUAUUCUUUCAUUUUUGCGUGCUGGCAAAAUUGACAUUUACAGGUCUGUUUUUGCUUGUAAUUGAGAACAUGUGCAAAAUAUCAAACUUGUUUCCUGUGCAGUAUGAAGAUGUCUGUGAAUAUUCAUUAAUAUCAGCUUGUUCUGAUCUCUUCAUAUAUACUCUAUUCUUAGAAAUAUUUGACUGUGAUCUUUGAAGAGUCUGAAAUUUUGCAAAUUGUCACUGUCUUGUGAAAGUAAUCUCAAGAAGAAAAGCAUAACUGUGUCUUACUUGAUAUUUCUUGCCCUAGUAGUAAUGUGGUGCUUGAUAUUUUAUGUUCCUAACUAGUGUUAACUACUUGUAGAAUUGCUCCUAAUACUAAACAAAGAUCAUUAGUACUUUUGUCCUCUAUGUGCUCAAAGGAAAAAUAAAACCUGUCAUUCUGCUGUACUUCUUUUCACCAAAAAAUAAAAAUUGAUAAAGCUCUG